AUGAGUAGCAAUACACCGAGUUCCACGUCGUUUUUCUCGUUUGGUCCAAACGAUAGCUUUGUAUCUAAAAGCGCGGCGGGACUACAGUAUCUCCAAGACCAGCUCCUCAGUCGAGCCGUCUCAGAAGUCCACUGGGCCGUCCUAGGCCCCACGCCCGAAUCCUGGGUGCUCAGCUCCAAAGACAGCGCCGGCAAGAGCAGUUUAAAAUGGGGUUCCUCGGUGCCUUCGCGGCUGCAGACGGUGCUGAAUAAAACAUGGCACUCGCCGCAUCUCCGCGCGUUUCUCGGCCCAGACGACGGGUUCCUGGUCUGGCACCCCGACCUUAUUCGCUGGGGUAAUCUGCCUACGGCGCUCGAAGACGCAUUGCAGUCGUGGCUGACGCCGUCGGGAUGGCGGGUUGGGCCACCGAGGAUGGUGACGUGGGGACCUGAAGGAGCGUUUUUCGCCAUGAGCGAGUAUGGGGAUGUGGUGUUUAAGCUUGGUGAGGGCGAUGCGUGGGAGAUUUAUAAAGAGACGGUUGAGGAGUGGAAGGCGGAAAAGGGGUUUCAGUGGAAUCAGCUGUCGUAUAUUGCGCUGGAUCCUUCGAGCGCGGAUCAGUUCAUUGCCGUGAGGAAGGAUGGGACGUGGGCGGGUUCGAUUGAUGACGUUAAUGAAGAUGCGCUUGAGGGGUUUGCGCUGAAUUUCUUUGCGAAGGCGAAGAGUAAGCAUAAGAGUAAGCAGAGUACGUCGGAGCCGGGCGGUGGAUUGCCGCAGAAUGGGACGCAGGAGUCAGAGGAAAAGAAGAAGGAGGCGGCGACUAAGGCGCUGUAUGAGAAGUGGUCGGUUGAGACGGCGAGUAUGUUUGCGUCGGCGGCGGCAGCUUCGGCAGGCCCGAAACAGAAAACUCCAAGAAAGAUACAGGUUCGUUCGCAGUCGACUAGUUCGGAUUCGCCACCGCCAUUGCACAGGUUACCGUCUUCUUCUUCUUCGCCGAAGCUGUUCACGAUGUUCCCGUAUCUGCCGGGCAGUCUCACUACGUGUGCGCUGCCGGCGUGCAAGAUGCUCAAGCUGGAAGAGAAUAGCAUACACGCCUGUCAUCAUGAUGUGGAGAAGCUGCUUCGUGCGAGUGGGCUAUAUAGUUAUGAGUGGCUACGUCAAGAGCGAUUACGAUGGCAUCCGGAUCGGUUUGGGAGACUAUGUGCGGAGGAGUGGAGAGAGACGGGGAAGAAGCUUGCGGGUGAGAUGUUCAAGCUUAUGAGCGUUUUGAUGGAGGAUCUCAAGGGAGAUGUGGGGCAAGGGGGUAGUAGAGGUUCGUAG
Bipolaris victoriae FI3 is the source of this 1296-nucleotide messenger RNA. RefSeq lists its product as hypothetical. The coding region runs from base 1 to 1296 and encodes 431 amino acids. The transcript has 2 exons. The record is from RefSeq and is a predicted model, not a curated record. NCBI's taxonomy places the organism in Eukaryota, Fungi, Ascomycota, Dothideomycetes, Pleosporales, Pleosporaceae.